This is a messenger RNA of Mercenaria mercenaria, 4214 nucleotides long. RefSeq lists its product as uncharacterized. Gene Ontology annotation, molecular function: protein binding. The record is from RefSeq and is a predicted model, not a curated record. The transcript has 5 exons. NCBI's taxonomy places the organism in Eukaryota, Metazoa, Mollusca, Bivalvia, Venerida, Veneridae. The coding region runs from base 1 to 2940 and encodes 979 amino acids.
AUGGCUCGCUGGAAACAAAUAAGAUACCAGGGUGGCUUUGAUUUCAGCUGUUGUUCGGUACCUCAGCAGCAUAUAUACAAUAAUAUAGACACAAAAGUAACAGAUACAAAUGGAUUGGACCAAGAACUGAUGCAUAUAGCAGACACCAAGACCGCUUUCGGUGAAACCUCUUUCAAAGAAAUGUGGGACAAAAUAGCGGAGGUCAUUAAAAGACUUGGGGCGACUUGUAAACUUCUAAGCUUGGAAACGGACAUCAACAAUCUUCUGAAUGAUCCUUUGGAUUUUGAACGAGAGCAGGAGCUACAAAACGAAAUUGAAAGACUGAAGAGAACUAUUGAAGAGUGGAUGUAUAUAGAUAACAAAAUUGAUUCAGUUCUUCAGAAGAUUGACGGGAUAGAUAAGAAACUUAAUGAACAUGGACACGAAGAAAUUUGUGCAGAUAAAUAUUUUGUGAAGACAACACAGUAUCAUGAGGCAAGAAAAGUGCUGCUGAAUCAAAAAGUAAUUGUUUUGGAUGGAGCUCCUGGAGAAGGGAAGACAACAAUGGCAAAAGAGCUCAUAAAUGAGGUAUCAGAAAAUAAAUGCACAGUAUUUAGAACAGUUAGAGAAUUAGAACAUAUCAAAUUUAAGAAUUUAGAUGUUAACGGCAUAUUUAUUGAUGACAUGUUUGGUGCUGCGGUAUUUGACAAAUAUGAAAGCAGAAAAUGGCAAAAGAUUUGGCCCAGAGUAGAAAAAUGGGUGGACGGAUCCCAAAACUGUGAGCGAUAUGUUGUUGUAACUUCGAGAACACAUAUUUUAAAAGAGGCCAUGCAAAUAGUGCACAAUGCAAAUACAUUUAAAAAAGAGAAUAUUUUUACCCUUUCAUCCCUCAAACUUCAGGUAGUAGAAAAAAGGGAAAUUUUGACGCAACAUUUUGAAAAGGCUAGGGAUAAUUCAAACAAAGAACAAAAAGGCAAAAACACAGACUCUCAGCCCAAAACAAUUGACGAAAAGCAGCGUAAAUUUUUAUAUGACACUGAUUUUAAAAGCCUUGGCCUUUCUUCUACAAUAGGAUUUCCAGAAUGCGCUAGAUUAUUUGCAAAUAACGCCGACAUUUUCAGUAAGGGCAUUGAGUUCUUUAAAACACCAAUGAAAUUCAUUAAGAUCUGUAUGUCAGACAUCAGUAAAAAUGACGAUAACUUUGUAGCAUUUUUUGUUCUAUGGGCUCAAGAAAACAAAACAUUAAACUGUAAAGAUCUAGAACUUCCGGUUCCUGAAACGUCUGAAAGGAUCAAAGACCCAAUAUUAAAACUGCAGAUUCGGCCUUAUGACCAAAUCAGAAAUAUUCGCAAAGUAUUGCAACACCAUGUCCAUGAAAAUGGCUUCAUUACACUUGACUUUGAUGGAAAUUUUUAUUUUAGCCAUAAUGUAGUUCGUGAUGCUUUUGGAUUGAUAGCAUAUGACAAAAAUGCCACAGCUGUUCUUGCAUAUUGCGACGUGGCUUUUAUAGACAACUAUAUCAAGAUAUCAAAUAAAAGGAAACCCGCCUCAGAGCUAGGUAUAGAAUCAGAAAACAUAAACAUUACAUUACCAGCAUUCCGCUAUGAUCAGCUCAGUCUAAGAAUUGCUACUCUGGUUAUUCCAGAAAAAGGGACAGCAUCAGAAAGUUACUUAGAGAAUUAUUUAAUCUUUAAGAAUCCGAUGUUUGAAAGUGAACACUUUUGUGCAGUCUUCAUCAAAACAAAUAACGAUGCAAGAAAUCUGAAGACACUUCUUACAAUAGAGUUGAGGACAAUUACAUCUGAGUUGAACAAAUAUAAAUUUCUAAACCGUAAAACACGUGACACAGCGAUAAGAUUACCUUCAUUCUUACUUUGGCAGACUAAAAAGUUGCAUCCCUUGGUAAAGCUAUUCUUUUCCGAAAUGGAAAACUAUCAGAUAGAAGAAUUAGAGAAAGAGCUGUUUAUCGGUAUGUUUAUUGGCUCAAUGAUUGGUUCGCAUGAAAUUGUAGAAUUUCUUGUUGAAAGAGGAGGUAAAGUUAAAUACAAAAUGAUCCUUCUAGCUUAUGAAGCUUUAAGCGAUUCAAGAUUGAAUGCCGAAGAGACUAAAAACACAAUAAACUUUUUGCAACACCGCAUUGGUUUAGCUGAACCGGACGGUAAUUAUCGGAUUCAUAUCGCUGUACUUGCUGGCUGCUUAGAUAUAGUUAAAGAAAUGCUUACAAAAGAUCCAUUGCAUGCACAAAAAACUCUCACAUCAGCAAAUGGUGAUGAUUUAGAUAGAGCAUCACUGUACCAUAUUGCAGCAUGUAAGCAAAAUGAUGUUAUCAUUAACUUUUUGGAAAACAAACUUGAUUCCAAGGUUUAUGACGCCAAAGGCAGAUCUCCGUUUUUGUAUGCCAUUUAUAUGGGCAAACAUAAAGUUGUGGAAACGCUUCUUAAAAUUGCCAAUAAAAACGGUGACGAAAUGACCCCCGAUAACGACAAAAACACACCAUUGCAUAUUGCAAUAAGGAAGUCUGUCGAACAGAAAGAUGAAGCUAUUAGGAACGUGUUUAGAGAUCUUUCGAUCAAAAUAUGCAAAACAUGCACAAAAAACACACACAUGGAAAAUUCACAAGGCAAAACACCUCUGCACGUAGCGUGUGAGUUAGAUGCAACGGAAGUAGUUGAAGAACUAUUCAAAACGAACUUUCAUAUCGCUGAAGAGGAACGAUUACUUAUGCAUAAAUUCGUAAUGAGUGACAAUAAAAAAGCCAUAGAAAUAUUACUAAAGCAUGGCUUUGAUCACACAAUUACCGAAAAAGGCAGAACUCCCAUUCAGCUUGCUGAAGUACAAAAUAAAACGCAAGUUGUUGAUAUAAUACGAAAAUAUGAACAAUGUCAGAAUCCUCCGCCAUGUCUAAAAAUAGAUAUAGAUAAACCAACAGACGCAAAGUAUGUGGUCACUGCAAAAACCUGAUAUAGAUAUCAUUGAGACCAUUUGCAUGUAGUCGUGAUACAAAUUGUCGACAGCUGAAUACUACUUAAAGUGGCACUCGCAAACCUCUUCGAUAUAUUAACGAACAUUAUUCGUGUUGCUAUUUUACGGAUACGAAUGAUAUAAAGUACAGCAUAAAAACUAUUACAUUACUUUUAAGCUUCAGUGAUAAACAAAUAUGCUACAAGCUUUUAGAACUCACCUAUUCAGUUUGUUCUAUUUCUAUUAUCAUUUAUAAGCACCAGAAAAUACUUUCUAAGAAAAGAAAUUUGGCGUGCUUCUUAAACUAUUGCAUAGAAAAUCCCCAAAACAGAAUUAUCGAAAUCAUUUUCAAGGCAAAAACUUACUAUUUACCUGCAACGUUGCAUUACUUCAAAUGCAUUUCUUUAAUUAUUUACAGUCAAAAUACAACAAUGCAUAUCAUGAAAAUAUACACAUACAUAUACACGGAGUGGCACCUGAGGGGCCUCCCUCCACCAUCAAAGUUGGAAAGUCGCCAUAUGACGUAUAACUGGGUCGGUGCGACGUUAAACCCCACAACCUCCCCCCGCCAAAAAAAAGAUAAAUUCUUAGACAAAGUAAAUAUAAACAAAGAGGACAAAAGAAACAAAUAACGGAACAUAUCGGGACAGUCGUCUUUGAACGGUCAGUCGCAAGUACACGACUGAAAAUGAAAAUCGGUUAUGAUAACUGGUGCGAAACAAACCUUCGGCUAAAGUUACAAUGCAGAAUAAAAAAUAGUCUCCGACGGAUAAAACCCUAACACAGGCUUAGAUAGAAAUUAAAUAUCAUUAAAUAUCACACAUAGCUUUAAAAGUUAUGUCCUGUUAGAUGAUGUCAGUUCAAGGUAAUGAUAAUGCAAAAGAAUAAGUGUGCGAGAAAAACAUUGUUUAAUUUUUUUUUGGUUGUUAGUUACGGGCUAUCCCGUUACUUUAAUUAUGGAUCAAAUGAUUGCAUGUACACCGCCAUAUGAACACAUCUGCGGAUGUCUUUGAAUUGUAAUUUUGUACUCGUAAAAUGUUUAAAUGUUGAAUUCUAAUCAACAUAGAACUAUAUUAAUCAAUGAACCAAUAAAUCAUUAUUAUUUCAAAAGUUAUGCCAAGGUUACAUUUUUUUUACUCUUCGAGCCCCUCUUAUUUUAUAUUUGUUCAAUAUUUUGUCUUGACACUAUAAUUCGGCUGAGAUUGAUACAGCCAUAGCUAGCGCCAAACAUGUCAUAACAACAUAUCUGCAGCUGUCUUUGAAUUGUAUAUAUA